Messenger RNA from Pectinophora gossypiella (pink bollworm), 1669 nucleotides. RefSeq lists its product as uncharacterized. The record is from RefSeq and is a predicted model, not a curated record. Lineage: Eukaryota; Metazoa; Arthropoda; Insecta; Lepidoptera; Gelechiidae. The coding region runs from base 553 to 1362 and encodes 269 amino acids. The transcript has 3 exons.
CUUACUUAUUUAAUUUAUAUAUUUUAGUCAUUGUGGUUCUAUGUGUCAAUCCUGUAGGAUAAGUUUGAUCCCCGGUGAAAGCUGGAUCCGCUCUUAAGCCCUGUGCACGAUGAGGAAUCUGGUUUACUAGUUUAACUGCUGGAUGACUGCUGAACUUGUCUCUUCUCUCUUCUGUAAAAUAAGAAUAUUCCACCAAGAUGUCCUUAAUAGUAGUUGCACAUGGGUAAAGCCCGAAAAGCGGGUCGAGACAGGAGCGGGAUUUACCUGCUUCAAAAAAAAAUCUUUUAAAACAUUCCCAAACUCGGCUCGCUUGUUCCGUUUUCCCAACUCCGUUUGCAGUACCAUUGAAGCUUCGUCGUAUCAAAGCAGCGCGCGACAGAAUCGUCGCGCGCGCAACUCCUCGAUCUGCGCGUGCGCCGGGGAUGGCGAGGCGAGCUUAUAAAGUGUGGUGGCGGCGCGCGGACCACUUUCAUUAUCAUCUCGAGGCCGCGGGGUUGACGCGGGCAAGUGGGACAUGGUGCUAUAGACGGUUCAAUACAAGUUUUUGUUAAGAUGCAGUGGUCGGCAUUGUGCGUGUUGGUGUUGGCAGCUGGCUGCGGCGGAGCGAAGCAGACGGACUCAGGAAUCUCUCAGUUCUGGACGGACGAUUACAAGGUGUUCGACCAAAUAUACGGGAAGACAUCGGACAAGGACAUCUACGGAGCGACUCUUCCGCCCAGCGUCAGCCAGGGAGUCGUCAAGCUGAAGGAAGAGGCUUCGGACAAGAAGGAACGGUUCGUGGAGAACCGUCCCGAGUACGACCUCGAUCACGUCGACCCUUACAGCUACGGCAAUCGCUUCCCUUCCGUCAUCACCAGCAACACCUUAAAGAAGCUCGUCAACAAGAAACCAAUCAAAACCUCUUCCAAGUUCAUACCUUUAGACUUCAAGCCAAGCAUAAUAAGUCAAGAAACUGAUCCUGAGACGUACAACUAUUUGAAACAUUUAGAGUUACUUCAAAAGCAAAAGGGACAAUUAACCAAUGUUGGAGGCUUCAAGCCAUAUCUGACUUAUUCUGGUCCAAAUCCUGAAGAUACCGAGGGUUUCAAAAGUAUUCAGGAUAUUUUAGAAGCUCACGAAGCAAAUAAGGGUAGGAAUAAGGAGAACGAUGAUGUCGAUGAUCAGGUGAAGUAUCUGACUUACGGAGGAUCUAAAGGGAGGAGUCAGAGUAAAAAGACAAAGCCUAGGCCUCCUGCCAGUAAAGGGAAGCCUGUGUGUGUAUCAGGGAGGUGCAGGAAGAGGGCCACCAACACGUACAGAGGGAGAACAUAUUUGACUAGACCGAUUUUGAGGAAGAUCAAACACAAGAUUAUCAGUUAUUAAUAUGUGGAAAUGAAGGUUUGUAGAGAUAGAGGCACGAUUGCGGGAGCGAGAAUUGGUGUAAAACUGAGGUAUGAAAACGCAAAUAUUAAGUAAUGUUCCCGGCUCUCAUUGCCACUGCCUCUGAGUAAAAUAAUUUAUUUGUCGAUACCAAAAGGUGAUUAGGAUAUAAUAUAUAGGUAUUUUAAUAGGCUUUGUAAAAAUAAGCAACGCAAUAUUACAUUAACUCGUAAACGUGUUAUAAGUUUUAUCGGCUAAGCAUUUUAAAUAUUGGAUAAAUAUUUUGAAAACUUAUAAAGCGCCAGUACAA